Messenger RNA from Exophiala viscosa, 2875 nucleotides. Its product is annotated as PalH/RIM21-domain-containing protein. The record is from RefSeq and is a predicted model, not a curated record. The transcript has 2 exons. Gene Ontology annotation, biological process: cellular response to pH. Gene Ontology annotation, cellular component: plasma membrane. The coding region runs from base 276 to 2780 and encodes 834 amino acids. Lineage: Eukaryota; Fungi; Ascomycota; Eurotiomycetes; Chaetothyriales; Herpotrichiellaceae.
CUUCUUCCCAUUACUACAUGCGCUCCGUGCUCAACGUUCUCUUCAAGUCUUUCCGGUAAAGACACAGCGCCGAGUUUUCAUCAGUCGACAUUUAAUAUAUUCAAUCUGAAACACCACAAUAUACUCCCACGGAUCGCAAGCGACAUUCAUCACGAUGAUCGCAUGACCUGAACCGCGCGUCGUCGACUUCCACCUCCGAACCGAUUUUCCUCGAGCGGUGACCAUGUCGCAGCAGGAAUUGUGCAGAGUUACUGUGACGAGAACAUAAUCAAGGCAUGUCCAACAAUGGUCACAUCACUGCCCGCCAACUCUGGGGCCAGUUGACAACCUAUGACUCGGCCGUGCCGACUACGGCAUGGUGCACACCUCUCAUUCUACCCAGUGGAGGCGUACUUAUCUUCGGUGAUGACCAGACCACGACCUUACAAGCGAGAGUCACGUACAAACAACCUUGCGACGACCCGCAGUCUAUACUCAGCCCAGACACCACCGGCAAUUCAUCUGUGAUUGGCUUUCAAGACCCUUUCUAUGCCUCAAUUUCACCACAAGUCUUCGCCCUUGCUACUGCCACCGUCAUCAGCUAUGUUCUUGUCAUUCUCAUCUUCAUCACACCACGAACCUUUUACGGGGGAGGAACGAGUGGCGGGUCUGGGUUUCUGGGCCGUCGAGGAGCGAUAACAGGAUCGUAUGGAUCUUCUCCAGUGGUGGGCGUUGGACGGCGCCCUCUAUUGCAGAAGAUUGCGGCCAUCACAGUGGCCAUAUCCCUUACAAUCGCCACAGCCGACACCUUUCGUGUCGCCGAAAACCAGUACAACCAGGGGUAUAUGGAUUCGAGCCAAUUGGUGGACGAUGUCGUCGACAGUCUCGAGGUCCGCAUCAUCCGCAUCAUAUCUGACACAUUUCUGUGGUUGGCGCAAGUACAGACACUCAUUCGACUGUUUCCACGGCACAAGGAGAAGGUAGUCAUCAAAUGGCUUGGGUUUGUCAUGGUGUCACUCGAUACCAUCUUCAGCAUACUGGACUCUUUUAUCAGUGGUCCCAAAACGAGACCACGCAAGUUCCAAGACGCCAUUCCCGCCUUGAAUUACUUGUUCGAGCUGGCAAUCUCCUUGAUCUAUGCGUCAUGUGUCAUUUACUAUUGUUUGUCGAAACGACGCUUUGCAUUCUGGCAUGCCAAGAUGAAGAACAUUUGUCUGGUUGCUGUGCUGGCCCUUAUGUCUGUUCUUAUUCCGGUGGUGUUCUUUGUGUUGGAUAUUUCCCAGCCAAAUCUGGCAGGAUGGGGCGAGUACAUUCGAUGGGUUGGGGCUGCGGCAGCCAGCGUGGUCGUUUGGGAAUGGGUGGAAAGGAUUGAAUCAUUGGAACGAGACGAGAAAAAGGACGGGAUCCUCGGACGCGAAAUCUUCGACGGCGAUGAAAUGCUCAAUAUGACGCCCUCAGAAGAUGCAAGCUGGCGUGGCCGGGGCUCCAAUCACGGCCAGAAUGGUGAUCAAGAGAAAUCUUUUGGAGUCACCGUUGUCUCACGAUACAAGCGCUUUCGAAACCAUUUACCCUUGCGAAAACGUCGCCGGAUAGCUCCACCUGAUGGCAUCAGCACAGGAGAAGAUGCGAUGCAUGCUGGCCGUCAUGUCGCAACCAAUUCACAGAUGGUGCAACCGGAGCAAUUCAUCACCCCUCCAAGUCGAAGUGAUACUGGGAGUGCAGCCAGUACGGUCUACGCCAUCCGCUAUCAGAAUCUGACUAGCCCAUCACCCACCUUACAGCAUGGCGGGCAAGAUCAACCUGGCCGCUUACAAGUAGCUGAUGCCGCUAGAGUCGAGUCCCAUCAGUCUGACACGAUGACAACUACUUCGGACGCCGACAAGGAAUUUGUAUUGGAGGCAGUUCCGCGGAAGGAGGCGCCUUCCGCUCGCCAUAUCUGGCAAGGGGUGCCAAAUCCUUUCAAGCGACGAAGAGCCGAACCUCCCGCUGAGGUGGCCGACGCACAAAAUGCCAGUGGGAUGCGAAGCUCGCCAAUCGAUCGAACCUUGAAAUUGCGGACCAGGCUCGAAAUGUUCGCGUCGUCUCAGAAAGAUCGGUUUGGCAACCGAGGAAGCGUGCCCGCUGGAGCUUUGCCCAUGACCGUGAUCCCAGCACCAAAAGGCAGCGACCGAACAUGGUCUCCCGAUGAUUUGGCUGAUGAGACACCUGACCACGGGGCUGUCCAAGCGGAUAUCACGGAGACUUCGGCUGAUUCGUUGGAAGAGGAAGCUCGCCCGCAGAAUGCUCAGCGCGUUGUCUUCGUACAGGCUCCCCACCCAGGUCGGACUCGGUCCCCAGACGUAUUGCCAGACCAUGAACCCGGUCAACUCGCAAGUCGCCCUGUCUCAGCAUCCGAGCGGCAACGGGUAAGCAUCCCCAGCCUCGGCAUUCCGACAGGAGGCCAAGCUGUUGCAAGACAUCAGCCAACGUCAGCUCCAUCAGACAUCAGCCCUAAUCAAAUUUCGAGCAGCAUCAACUCCACCGUCCCACGAUCUACGGGGUUCGUACCUUCGUCCGCGAUUGAGCCCAUUGCGGAAGUCACUAGCGAGGUGGGGAAUGGUGAGGCUGAACAUGGCAAAGAACAGGGGUCUUCAGAGGGAGCCUCGGGUGCUCAACACUCGCAAGAAGGACCCCAAGAUGCCAAUACAGUGCAUCCACAGGUUGCCGCAACCACAGCCGUGCCAGAAACCUCUCUGGAAAGACCACCUUUGGCUCCGGCAGGAUCGGACGGCGGCGAUGAGAGGAACACUGGAGGAACGUGACCUGAGUAAGCAGUGACCAUGAAAUCCUUGACUUUAGCGACUUAUCAUGUUUUACGUGGAAUUGAAUGAAAGAAUAUACAUACGAUUGAACACCA